Messenger RNA from Phyllostomus hastatus (greater spear-nosed bat), 495 nucleotides. Its product is annotated as peptidyl-prolyl cis-trans isomerase A-like. Gene Ontology annotation, biological process: protein peptidyl-prolyl isomerization. Bases 1 to 495 code for a protein of 164 amino acids. Gene Ontology annotation, molecular function: peptidyl-prolyl cis-trans isomerase activity. The transcript is spliced from 2 exons. The record is from RefSeq and is a predicted model, not a curated record. Lineage: Eukaryota; Metazoa; Chordata; Mammalia; Chiroptera; Phyllostomidae.
AUGUUCAACCCUAUCUUGUUCUUUGACAUCACUGUCCAUGGUGAGCCCUUGGGUCACAUCUCCUUUGAGCUGUUUGGAGACAAAAUUCCAAAGACAGCAGAAAACUUUCAUUCUCUGAGUACCAGGGAGAAAGGAUUGAGUUAUAAAGGUUCCUGCUUUCACAUAAUUAUUUCUGGAUUUAUGUGGCAGAGUGAUGACUUCACAUGCCAUAAUGUGAAUGGUUGGACACCCUUCUAUGGGGAGAAAUUUGAUGAUGAGAAUUUCAUCCUGAAACAUAUAAGUCCUGGCAUCUUGCCCGUGGCAAGUACUGGACCUAACACAAAUGGUUCCCAGUUUUUCAUCUGCACUACCAAGAAUGAAUGGUUAGAUGGCAAGCAUUUGGUCUUCGGCCAGCUAAAGGAAGGCAUGACUAUUGUGGAAGCCACCAAGUGCUUUGAGUCCAGGAAUGGAAAGACCAUAAAGAAGAUCACUAUUGCUGACUGUGGACAACUAUAA